Dentiscutata erythropus is the source of this 270-nucleotide messenger RNA. Lineage: Eukaryota; Fungi; Glomeromycota; Glomeromycetes; Diversisporales; Gigasporaceae. The record is from the annotation of a GenBank genome assembly.
AUGGGGGAAAAACCAGUUAACAAACCAGUUGUUUCCACUUUACAAGAAGUUUAUGAAGCUAAAAAUCAAAUAAUGGAAGAUGAAAGUGAAGACCUUGGUUAUACUGAUAAUGAAGAUGAAAGUGAAGACCUUGGUUAUACUGAUAAUGAAGUGCCUGAUAAUGAAGCACCUGAUAACGAAACACCUGACAAUGAAGCACCUGAUAACAAAGCACCUGAUAACAAAGCAUCUGAUAACAAAGCCUUUGAUAGUAACAAAAGAAUCCAAUAG